AUGGUUGAGUUGGGUUUUGUUCAGUCAAAGGCUGAUUAUAGUUUGUUUACUAAGCAAACUGAAUUUGGAUUCACCGCAUUGUUGGUUUACGUUGACAAUUUGAUAUUGGCUGGAAAUGAUUUGGGAGAAAUUAAUGCUGUCAAAACAGUCUUGGAUGAUAGAUUCAAAAUCAAGGACAUUGGAGAUUUGAAAUUCUUUAUUGGGAUGGAGGUUGCGCGAUCGAAAGAGGGCAUUCUUCUUAAUCAAAGAAAGUAUGCUAUGGACAUCUUAAAGGAUGCUAGUUUUGAGAACUGCAAGCCUGCUUCUACCCUUAUGGACUAUAGUACCGAACUCAAUAAAACUAAAGGCGUUCUCCUCUCAAAUUCUACAGAAUAUCAAAAGUUAGUUGGCAAAUUGCUCUAUUUGACCAACACCCGACCUGACAUUAGCUUUGCCAUUGGAAAGUUGAGUCAAUACCUUGACCACCCCACUACUUCUCACCUCAGUGCUGUCCAUCGAAUCCUCAAAUAUAUCAAAGCUUCACCUGCCACUGGCAUAGUGUUCUCGACCACCUCUGAUCUCUGUGUCAUUGGAUUUGCUGAUUCCGAUUGGGCGGCAUGUCCUGAUUCAAGAAGAUCUGUGACAGCCUACUGCUUUUACAUUGGCAGUGCCCUGGUUUCAUGGAAGAGCAAAAAACAAGUGACAGUUGCUUGCAGUUCAGCCGAAGCUGAAUAUUGA
This is a messenger RNA of Arachis stenosperma, 717 nucleotides long. RefSeq lists its product as uncharacterized. Bases 1 to 717 code for a protein of 238 amino acids. The record is from RefSeq and is a predicted model, not a curated record. NCBI's taxonomy places the organism in Eukaryota, Viridiplantae, Streptophyta, Magnoliopsida, Fabales, Fabaceae. The transcript has a single exon.